GGAGCUGCAGCGACGGCGGCCGCGGGAGCAGGGCCGGCCAUGGCGGUGUGGACACGGGCCACCAAAGCGGGGCUGGUGGAGCUGCUGCUGAGGGAGCGCUGGGUGCGGGUGGUGGCCGAGCUCAGCGGCGAGAGCCUGAGCCUGACGGGCGACGCCGCGGCGGUCGAGCCUGAGCCGCCGGCCGUCGCCUUCAACGGUCUCCCGAACGGCGGCGGCGGCGGCGGCGGCGGCGGCGGCGGCGACUCGCUCCCCGGGAGCCCGAACCGCGGCCUGGGGCCGCCCAGCCCGCCCGCGCCGCCCCGGGGCCCCGCGGGGGAGGCGGGAGCCUCGCCGCCGGUGCGCCGAGUGCGAGUGGUGAAGCAGGAGGCGGGCGGCCUGGGCAUCAGCAUCAAGGGCGGCCGCGAGAACCGGAUGCCGAUCCUCAUCUCCAAGAUCUUCCCGGGGCUGGCGGCCGACCAGAGCCGGGCGCUGCGGCUGGGCGACGCCAUCCUGUCGGUGAACGGCACCGACCUGCGCCAGGCCACCCACGACCAGGCCGUGCAGGCGCUGAAGCGAGCGGGCAAGGAGGUGCUGCUGGAGGUCAAAUUCAUCCGAGAAGUAACACCAUAUAUCAAGAAGCCAUCUUUAGUAUCAGAUCUGCCAUGGGAAGGCGCCGCUCCCCAGUCACCAAGCUUUAGUGGCAGUGAAGAUUCUGGUUCUCCAAAGCAUCAGAACAGCAUCAAGGACAGGAAGGUCAUCCCUCUCAAAAUGUGCUUCGCUGCUAGAAACCUAAGCAUGCCAGACCUGGAGAACAGAUUGAUAGAGCUACAUUCUCCUGAUAGCAGAAACACCUUGAUCCUACGCUGCAAGGAUACGGCCACAGCACACUCCUGGUUCGUAGCUAUCCACACCAACAUAAUGGCUCUCCUCCCACAGGUACUGGCUGAACUCAAUGCCAUGCUUGGUGCAACCAGUACAGCGGGAGGCAGCAAGGAAGUCAAGCAUAUUGCCUGGCUGGCAGAACAGGCAAAACUAGAUGGUGGAAGACAGCAAUGGAGGCCUAUUCUCAUGGCUGUGACCGAGAAGGAUUUGCUGCUUUAUGAUUGUAUGCCAUGGACAAGGGAUGCAUGGGCAUCGCCAUGUCAUAGCUACCCUCUUGUGGCCACAAGGUUGGUUCAUUCAGGUUCUGGAUGCCGGUCACCCUCCCUUGGAUCUGACCUGACCUUUGCUACCAGGACGGGCUCACGGCAGGGCAUUGAGAUGCACCUCUUCAGGGUUGAAACACAUCGGGAUUUGUCGACCUGGACCAGAAUACUUGUUCAGGGUUGUCAUGCUGCAGCUGAGCUGAUCAAGGAAGUCUCCCUAGGCUGCACCCUAAGUGGCCAAGAGGUAAGAUUCACUGUCCACUAUGAGCACGGGUUCACUAUCUCCAGAGACAACGGAGGCUCCAGCAGCAUAUUGUACCGCUAUCCCUUUGAACGACUGAAGAUGUCUGCUGAUGAUGGCAUCAGAAAUCUCUAUUUGGAUUUUGGUGGUCCUGAGGGAGAACUGACUAUGGACCUGCAUUCUUGUCCAAAGCCGAUUGUAUUUGUGUUGCACACAUUCUUAUCCGCCAAAGUCACUCGCAUGGGACUGCUUGUAUGAGCAGCAAGAGUCAAGAAAGAGCCUUGACUGCCACAAGAAGUAUUUCCACCUCAGAAGAUGAACAUUUUUAAAAAGCAACAACGAAGAAGCACAAAAAGAAGCCCUUGCUCUCCUCCAUCACAGUGCCUUCUCAAGGACCUGCAGACCACUGCUGGACCACAACAGGGUUUAAGGAGGGGCUGACCUUUCUCACACAGCCUUGGUCAGAAAUUCUAGAACUGUAAUGAGCUCCAAAUCGAAGCUGUUGAAUUAUCGUCUCAUUUCAUAAUGUGAUCUCUAAGUAAUUAGGUUUAUUUCCCUUGUUAUGAAGGCUGGCUCUUUGGGUUUCUCUUUGGACAUAAAUAACCAAAAGGGGCUCUUUUCUUCCUGGGGCUUAGCCUUGAGCUCUUAAUAAGAUAACUGUUGCUCCCCAGGUGCUAGCGUGCAGCAGCCCAUUCCUCAGGCAUAUCCCACACAGGUCAAUUACACUGCAGUGUUACUGUCUUCACCUGGGAAAUGUUUGAGCAGCAUCCCCACACUCCCCACUGUAGCACCAGCUCUGCCCCUCCUAAGUGCUGCCUUUAGGACUCAGAACCUGCAAAGUCUGGUUGCAUUCGCCUUCACUCCCUUUUUCAUGGUGUCCAAGUUGAAAAGCAAGUUGGAAACCACUGCUCUAAAAGAGGAGUUUUGCUUCCUUUAGUUUUUAUUGAGUUUAAUUUGGUAGGAGUCAGGGCAUGGUCUAUGGUUUAUUUUGAAAGAAAGAUCCUCAUUUUAAGCUAAGCCAUUUCUUAUUGCUUACCAAAUGUGCCUUUGGUUAGGGUCAGUGCAGCUUUGUUAGUGACUUUAGAUGGCUGGAUCUCACUGCCACUCCAGGGAUACCAGCUAGCUUUGAGGUUGGUUCCUCAAUGACAUCGUUCAGUGGUGAUUUUGUGUGGGUCAUAGCUUUGCAGCACAGACAUCCUAUCGUGUGGCCCAGGGCACUGUGAGGCCAGGAGAGAUCCUGCACUGGUCUUUUGUGGCCCCAAAGUAGUAAGGACAAGUUGCCUCCAGCUCAAGGUUAACACUGGCUUCCCAACACACCUGGGAGGGUGAUGAGAGAUGCAGCAAUGUUUGCCUGUGUUUUGUUGAGCAUGGCCAGCUGUCACCGUGACUCAGUGUCAGUGUGUCCUGGAAGAUCAUCCUCAGCUUGCCUGUCCUGGUUUGGAAGGAGAUAGAUGUGUCUAGAAACAUGUGAAACGCUGUCUACAUAACAUCCAGAUUAGCACAGCCCUUGAAUCCAAACAAAAAGGAAACAUCGACUUAGAGUUUUCUGUGCUCUCUGAAAACAUCUAGAUUUCUCUGGGGCGCUACACGACAAUGUGACACUUCCGAAGGGGCAGAGGGAGAAAAGACAGCUGUUCCUGAGGAACCUGAGCUGUGUGGCUUGAGGGCCUUGGCAGACAGCUCAGCCACAGGAAAGAAGAGAUGGCCCAGCAGGGGUGUAACCCUGCUGUCCUAGCUGCCCAUGAGUCAGCCAUCCUUCUGCUCUUCAACCAGACCAAUAGUAUACAGAGGUUGGGGAGCAAUGUCAGCCCCACCCCGACUUCAGAUAGGUAUUGGAGCACAAAAAUGAAUAUUGGGAUCCAUUUAAAACUGAAAAUUAAAAUUUUAAAACAGCUUUCAAGAACUUAAAAAAUUUUUAAAGUAACCCUGACAUUGGUUCCAUCCAUGGCACAUCUUCAGCUAACUCAAAGAAAAAAAAAAAUAUGUUAAAGGUCUAGCUCUGAGUUCAGAAAGCAAAACGUCAACAAAUAACCUCAGGCCAAGAGCUCGGCCACUUUUGUUACUCUGAGCUACAAAUGGCUCAGGCUUCCGUAGUAGACUUGAAGUCUUCUGUGUUGGCAUGAAAAGCUAACCCACCAGAGAGACUGACAGGAGCGUCUGCCACAAGAGCCAUAAGCAGGUGGGAUGACAGGCAGGUAAGGUGUGCAUCUGUUUUGGCAGAGGACUGUGGCCCAAAGGGUUUUUGUUUUGUUUUUGUUUUUUGUUUUUUUCUGUCCAAAGGGUUUUUAAUACUAUCAGUUGGAUCUUGUAAAAUGAAGGCUUACAGGUGAUUUCUUUGUCAUUAGCAGCCCCAAGAGCAAGGGUCCUAAGCUGCUUGUUUCAGAAGCUGUAGCAGCCCCCAGGCAUGUGGUCAAUUAAGUGUGUGGAAUUUUUCAAAUCACAAGUGGAAUGCUUUUUGUGAGUGCAAGACACUUUGAUAUAUACCUAUGUUAUCAAUUUUGUACUCAUAUGCCAAAAUAUAGCAAAAUAUUUUCAAAUAAUAACUAAAAAUGAGCAUCUUUGAUGAUUCACCUCUUCUAUAGAAUCAGCUAAAUUGUCUUUUUUAUUUUGAACAUUGUUGGUGAUAUUUUGGGCUCCUGGGUGUCAAGUGGACAGGAAACUGCAGAGCACCCCCUGUUAGAUGGGCCACUUCCUAGGCAUCCACACAGUCCCAAACCAACCCUGCAUAUGAGAAAUCUCCUAUAAGAAAAGGGACUAAAGAAAGCUGAUGUUUAUCAAUAAGCCUUGCUUUGAAAUUGGUAUCUCAUAUUCUAUAUAAGGAAAUGCUCAUGUGUAUAUGCUGUAUUUAUUAAUAAUUAUAGCUAAAUUCACCGAUUUGUGGACAGUUUCAGGUUAAAUAUUGGGACAUAUGUGGGCAAUCAGAAAUGUUACUUUAAAUGCCGUCUGCCUCCUUUGAAGCCAUGUUUAGCACUUUUUAAACUAAGGUGAUUCUGAGUGCCUGAAGGGGUUUUGGUUUUUGUUUUUGUCUGAACUCUCAAAGUUUGUUACUGGAAAUUAUUUGCAUGGUAAGAGAGAUUGAAUUAUUUAUUUUUUUAUAUGUAGAAAAAUCUCUCUAACCAGCAAAUAGCUAACAUUGUUACUGAUUUGUUUUCCUAACUUAUUCUCCUGAACAGAAUGGUAGCAAAGCUUUGUUCAGCUGAAUAAAUGCACUUCGCUGAUAAACCAAAAUUUAUUCUUUCAAAAUAAAAAAUUAUCUGUUAUCACCAAAAAAAAAAAAAAAAAAAAGCAAUGUGGAAUCUGAACACCAUUACCCCCAAGAAAAAGGUUUUAAUAUGAGUAGUUUUGAUGAACAAAAAUGUGUGGGGAAAAUUACUGAUUUCUUAAAAUUUUUUAAGAAACUCACAGUCUUCUUGCUUAAUAUAAAUGCAUGUGGAUUUGUUUGUUUUCAAAACCAUGGAAGAAUCUGUCCCUGUGUUUUAUGCCCUGCCUGCUAAAAGAGUUAACAGUUUUGAAGUGUGCAGGGAAGAGUAGUAGACUCCAGCACUUUCUCUGUUCUUUUGUAUCUUGUCUUGGACACCUACCUGGGUCAUUUUUUUGUUCUCACUGGUUCAAGCUAUUGAUUGUACACUAUAUUUAAACCAUCCAAACAGUUUGCUUCCCUUCCCAAGUGGCUGCUAGCAGCCCUAGAUGCCGAGAAUGAACUAGCUCCUUAGAAAGCUGGGCUCAGUGGUUAAGAGGGCUUGCUGCUCAGUCAUGAGGACUGGAGUUCAAAUCUCAGCACCCAAGUCCGAUGGCCAAGGAAAGGGAGUGGUGGUGGGGUCUCUUAAUCUCUAAUGAGGUCAAAUGCCAGGUCACUUAGUUCCUAAAAGCACCUUACUCUGGAUGGAUUCUAGUAUGUAACACUACAGUGGGAGUUUGAAUACUUAGGAAGCUAAGCCAGGUACUAGGGCUACAUAGCAAGUCUCUCAAAACAAUGAAAUAAAUUCUAAUACUUGGGAGCUGCAGGCAAAGGAUUCAAGAUUAGCUGUAUAGCCAAUUCAAGGCCAGCUAGAUUACUUGUGCUUCUGUAUCAGUAAAAAAGGUAAACUUGAGGUUGUGUAAACUUUGUUGAUUUUACUGCAGCCAUGCUCUUUCAGAUGUUCCUGUCAGGCACAUGUUCCAAGGGGUAUUAUAUUCUAUCUGAGUUUAGGAAUCUUUCCAUGACAUUACUUUUGUGACUUUUCCUCUACUGAAGAUGAAAGAAAUUCCAUUUUCCCAUUGUUCCUUCUCCAUGCCCUUGUUUUAGUUGCUUAGUAAGUUAGAAUGGUUUUAACUUUCUAAAUACAAUCCUUAAAAGCUGAUAGCAGGGCUGGAGAGAUGGCUCAGAGGUUAAGAGCACUGUCUUCUCUUCCAAAGGUCCUGAGUUCAAUUCCCAGCAACCACAUGGUGGCUCAAAACCAUCUAUAAUGAGAUCUGGUGCCCUCUUCUGUACAUGUACACAGACAUCGUAUACAUGAUAAAUAAAUAAAUCUUAAAAAAAAAAAAACAACCAAAAAAUCCCCAAGCAACAACAACAAAAAAUUAAAAAAAAAAAAAAAAGCUGAUAGCAGUUCACCCUUUAAGCUCUGUCUUUCACUGUAUGAACACUAGACAUUCAUGAAGGGUGUGAUCACUGGUAGAAUCAUGCUUCCUGUCAGGGUCAUAUAUCUCCAAGCAACAUGUUUGUCACACAGUAUGAUAUAAGUGGAAUUUAUUUGCUCUAGUAAUUGGCUGCCUAAGUAGCUGAUCUGAAACUGGUUCUCUUUCUAAAACAAUGAGAUGGCCUGGAGGUUAGCUCACUAGCAGAGCAUGUGCAAGGCCCAGAGAUCCUCUGGAACACCACUAAAAACAAACAGAAACCCACGUCCAGCCGGUCAGUGACACAAGUUUAUCAAAGGUGAGAAUUUCAGGUUGAGGUUCAGAAACAGCAAACAGCCACAAGGAGCACAUUAGUUAGAUUUUUGUCUCCAGCAGUGGCCAAAUCAACUAGAAAAAAAAAAAUUGUUGUUGUAUUAACUCAGAAAAUAGGAGUUCUGAGUACCUGAUGGGGUUUUGGUUUUUUGUUUUUGUCUGAACUCUCAAAGUUUGUUACUGGAAAUUAUUUGCAUGGUAAGAGAGAUUGAAUUAUUAUGGGCAGUGGUGGUGCAUACCUUUAAUCCCAGGGUUUGGGAGGCAAAGGUAGGCAGAUCUCUGUAACUUCGAUGCCAACCUGAUCUACAAAGUGAGUUCUAGGACAAGGCUACACAGAAAAACUCUUAUCAGGGAAAAAAAAACAAAAAACAAAAACAAAAUAGCAACAACCAAAACAAAACAAACCACAAAUUCUUUCUUCUUUCUUAAUGCGAGGUGAGGUGCUAGCAUUGACCCCAGAGCCUUGGGCAUGCUAAAUAUACAGUCAGUACCACUCCUAUACCCAUGUUCCCAGCCACUUUGGUUUUAGAACAAAAAGUUUCGGUUUUCUUCUUAGUUUUUAGACAUACUUUCAUAUAACCUAUGCCAGCCUCAAAUCACUGACCCUCCUGCUUCCAACUAACUGCUGAGAAUCAUAGCUGUGCACCAGCUUCAAAAUGUAAAGGUGAACUUAAUUUCUUGCCACCUCUAUUUUUCCAUCCCUCUUUGGGUGACUGGAUCAAAACAUUUUUCUAAGAUUUAUUUAUUUUUACUUUGUGUAUAUGAGUGUUUGCCAACACAGGCACCAUAUGUGCACAUGGUGCCUGGGGGAUCCAGAAGAGGCCAUCAGGUCCCCUGUGGACGCAGCCAGCGCUCUUGACCACUGCGCCAUCUCUCCAGUCACAGUAUAUGAAGUUCAGUUCCGGCACUUGGGAGGGCUGUGAGGCAAGGAAGAUAAGGAGUUAAAAGUCAUACUCAGCUAUGUAGAGUUUGAGGUCAGCCUAGGUCACGCAUGAAACCCAGCUCAAAAAUUUUCUUUGUGAAUUUAACAUGAUAUAUAAACGUGCCUUUUGCAAAUUAUUCUUUGCUCUCAAAUAUCAAUUGGUUAGAUAUAUAUUUUUUAAUCUAUCAUAUUACCAGACACAUUGGUUUAAGCAGGGAGGCAGAGACAGAUCUCAAGGCCAGCCAGGCUUACAUAAUGAAUUCUAGAUGAGCCAAGGCUGCACAGUCAGACCCUGUCUUAAAACACACACAUACACACACACACACACACACACACACACACACGGGGCAUGCCUUUCCAGCACACUCUCUGUGAACUCAAAGCCAGCCUGGUCUACAAAGUGAGUUCUAGGACAGCCAGGGCAGUUAUACAGAGAAACCCUGUCUGGGGGGGAACUUGUAAUAGAUGUUUCAUUACUUCAUUGCAAGAUUGGGAAUUCUGGUGGGACUUCUCAGCUCUGAGUUCUCUGCACUUUUCUCAGCCUUGUGCUGACUUCACCUCCAUGCCGUUGUCAUGAUAGUGUUCAUCCUAGUCACAGCUAGACUCUGAGGGUAUAGUGACUCUAUCCAUCUUUCGGAAGUAAUGGAAGACUGCAGAACAGAAGGUCCGUUGAGAAUGUAAACAAUUGAAACUGCAAGGCUAAUUCAUGGUAUAUCCCUAUCUUUCAAUCAACAAUCUUUUUUUCUUUUUCUUUUUUUCUUUUUUUUUUUUUCUUUUUGUUUGUUUUUGGUUUUGUUUUGUUUGAGACGGAGUUUCUCUGUGUCCUGGGCUCGCUUUGUAGACCAGGCUAGCCUUGAACUCACCUCCCUGCCUCUGCCUGAGUGCUGGGAUCACAGGCAUGCAACCACCAUGCCCAGCUACACAAGCAUUUUGUAAUGUAAGCCUCUGUGUCACGUUUGCUGAAGGGUCAAAAGGAAACUUCUUGGGCCUGCAAGCUGCCUCAGCAAGUAAAGGCACUUGCUAACAGGACUGACAACCUGAACUCAGUGCCCAGAAUCCACAUGACAGAAGUAGAGAACUGACUUCCAGAAGUUGCCCUCAGACCGCUCUCAUGCUAGAGCACCCACCCAUGUAAAUUAAAUGUAUGUGGCGCGGAGAAACUCCAUGGAUUAUUUUUUCUUAUAGUCCUUUAUUGCCCAGUCAUACCAUGUCAUCUCUUUAUUAGCUACUUUGUUUUUCUAUUAUGCAUGUAGGUGUUUUACCUGCAGCAGCGUGUCUGUAUUUGUGCAGUGCUUGCAGAAGUCAGAAGAAGGCACCAGGUCCCUGGAAUAGGAGUUACAGAUGGUUGUGGGCUGCCAUUAGGGACUGGGAGCAGGAGCCAGGUCCUCUGAAAAAGCAGCCUGUGCUUGCUACGCUAUCUUCAGCAGCCACUCAGUAUGUUUUCCCAGAGUCCAUCAUUGCACUUAGCUUGAGCCAGCAAACCUGCCUGUAGGCACGUUCAGGCUCGGACCAUGUUACAUGGAAAGUGCAUCCAAGCAUGUUUAAGGAAGCUACAGUUUUCAUCGGGCAUAAUUUUUUAAUGGAAACUUAGACUUUAGUUUAGGAAGGAGGAGACUAUUGUAAGUCCCUCAGUAAGAUAAAUCACAAAAGCAAAAAUUAAUCUUUAUUGCCAACAGCAGAAUAAUGGGGGAAAGCCAUUUUCAUUCUUUUAAAUAGGCAGCAAAGCUUAUUUCUAAACAUUGCCAGCCUAUUCAUUUCCAUACAUACUGUUUAAGCAUCUUCUUUCCUCCUUCCACCCCUGGAUGGGGUUUAGACCAGGCUGGUCUCGAAUUCACAGAGAUCCACCAGCCUCUGUCUCCCUAAGUGCUGGGACUAAAGGCAUGCACCACCAACUUCUUUUUUGUUUUUUGUUUGUUUGUUUUUCAAGACAGAGUUUCUCUGUGUAAUUCUGGCUGUCCGGAAUCAGCUCUGUAGACCAGGCUGCCCUUGAACUCACAAGAGCUCUGCCUGGGAUUAAAGAUGUACACCACCACAAGGGGCUUCUUCCCCUUGUUUUCAUGUGUGCUGGAGUCAGGCGUGAAAAUUAGGUCAUGCCUUUAGUAUCUUGCUCUUUAAACCUGGCCCUUGACAGUCAGGUGCUAACAAUUGUGUUUUAUUAAAACCACCACAUAAGUAUUGCUGCAUGUCCAGUCCUUCAGGAAGGAAGAAGUGCUUUGCUUCUGUUGGGUCGUGUUAACAGUGGGUGUUUGUUACAUCUGCUUGCAAGUCCAAGUUUGCACAAUCGUAGUCUCCAAGAUCCUCACUUAAUAUCCUAGGCACUGGGUUCAGCUUUCUUCUUUCAGUACAGGAUGCUAGUGUUACGGGUAUGGUCUGUUGCGUGAGUUCAGCAUGGAGACCUCAGUGACCAAACAGUCUGUGUUCUUUUUGGUGCCAGAUCUGAAGUCUUGCAGAGCAUAACCUAUUUUUUCUCCUGUGCACACUCUAAUAAUACCCACUAAUACGCACGUGUGUGCAUUGCUUCCUACACUACUUGUUUUGUUAAAGUGUAAAGACUUAGAAAGCCAGCUUAAGUAAGGCUGGUGAUAUAGCUCAGCUGAAAGAAUGCUUGCCUCGAAUACUAGAAGCCCCGUUCUGUCCAUAGCACUAUAUAAAACCAGGUGUGGUGGCCACAUCAGUAAACCCAGCACUUGUUUGGAAGAUGGGAAGUAGGAAGUUAUCCGCAGUUACAAAGUGAAUGCCAGGCCAACCUAGCUAUAUAAAACUGCCGAAAAACAUAAAAGGAUAAAAUUCUACCAAUUGGUUGGUUUGCUUCUUACUUUUUUUUUUUUUUUUUUUUUUUUUUUUAAGAAUCCUUUAUUUAAAUAAGACCUCUAUCCAAGUCUUCUUUAAAGUUUCUCAAGUUUUCUGGCUACCAAAUCAAAAACCCAUGUCAUGAAACGGAGCAGUAUGUGUUCUUAAUUUUUACAAAAGCUUUAUGUAUACUCUAUUACUAUAGAUGCUUAGACAACACUUCCCUUGGGUUGCACAUCAACAUAUAGCAUUGUAUAUUACAAUGAAAAUUUGUAACUUAAGGUUAUUAUAUAUAUAAGUAUAUAUGCCUUUGUAACCUUUAUAUUGUAAAUAAAAAGCUG
Molecule: messenger RNA, 10347 nt
Organism: Psammomys obesus (fat sand rat)
Lineage: Eukaryota; Metazoa; Chordata; Mammalia; Rodentia; Muridae
Gene: Sntb2
Product: syntrophin beta 2
Exons: 7
Coding region: 40-1623 (527 amino acids)
Cellular component (GO): dystrophin-associated glycoprotein complex; synapse; intracellular anatomical structure
Molecular function (GO): protein binding; structural molecule activity
Source: RefSeq, a predicted model, not a curated record